GGUAGUUCAACACGUGAAAAUGGCUCUUCUCACCUCAAAGCUUCGGUAUCUUCUGCUCUUCUACGCAGUCUUCCAGGCUGCUCAAUUUGGCCUCCGCUGGAAGUCUUAUGACAUCUCGCCGAAGCAGUUCAAGACUAUCGCUGGAAAGGCUGCUGCUGCUCCAACAAUCUCCCAGUCAAUUUCCACAUUGACGUCUGGAAUGCGCACUUAUUACGAGCCAAUCAUGCCAAGUCACUUCGAAUGGCACGCUAUUCAGUUGGGAGGCCUCACUUUAAGGAUGUACCCAAUGCUGACCGCUUUCACCGAGUUCGCCGCCGCCUUCUCCGCUCCGUUCCCAACUUCAGGACGCCCGGGGCUCCAUUGGGCAAAUACGACGUGCACCGUGUUGAAAGGAAAAGUCAGCCGAUUCAAUGACGGAACUCAGGACGAGACGUCGGAGAACUUUGCUUCGGGAGCCGCUUUCAGGCACGGACAGUUCGAGUCCCACGUGUACAGCUUCGAGAAGGACACCUACGUCGCGUGCUACGGUCGCGGCUUCCUCCCACUCUCCUCCACCGUCCACGUCACCUCUGGAAUCUCACUCGGCGAGCCACUCUCGGUCAUUCAAUUCUACAUGAAGCAGGCCUACAACUACUGGAACAACCUGAGCCACACCCUCUAUCGUGUCUUCCAGCACUACAAGGCCCGCGCCACUGGAGAACUUUAAAUAAUUUAUGUGAUUCCCCAUCCGGUGCAUUUCUACAAGCAUUCUAACCCGAAAUUUUCAUUUAUUCAGUCAUGUUUUAUCCCAAUGUCCCCCCUCUACUUCCAUUUUUACGGUUGUGUAAUUCGAUUUCUUGAGCCAUUUUAUUGCAUAAUUUAAAAUACAAGAACAUAUUUAUUUC
Caenorhabditis elegans is the source of this 884-nucleotide messenger RNA. RefSeq names its product Sigma non-opioid intracellular receptor 1 (gene W08F4.3). The transcript is spliced from 4 exons. Gene Ontology annotation, cellular component: endoplasmic reticulum membrane; nuclear outer membrane; nuclear inner membrane. Bases 20 to 706 code for a protein of 228 amino acids. NCBI's taxonomy places the organism in Eukaryota, Metazoa, Nematoda, Chromadorea, Rhabditida, Rhabditidae. The record is from RefSeq and is marked reviewed.